AUGCGUAGCCUGUGGCGGCCCGCACUCUGCCGACAAGCUAUGUCCCAGUGCAAGAUAGCGAGGAUCCGCCAAGACAAGAAACUUACCUACAAGGAGGUCCUCCUUGCUGUUCACUCCCAAGAAAAGAAAAAACAAGAAACGAAGAAACAAGAAAUUAAGAAGAAAGAAGAAAAAAGAGAGAAAAAGCAAGACACAAAGAACCAUGAAGUUAUCAAGAAACCAGAUAACGUUGACCCAGAACCUCACCUCAUCAGGAUCACCUCCUCAGACUUCCUCAACAUUUACGAACGUCAUGGACACGAGGAAGAACAAGAACAAGAACAAUACACUCAUGAAUGGACAGUUCAAGAAAAGAAAAAAAGAAGAGGAAGAGAACAUCUUCGUCUUUAA
Homarus americanus (American lobster) is the source of this 390-nucleotide messenger RNA. RefSeq lists its product as uncharacterized. Lineage: Eukaryota; Metazoa; Arthropoda; Malacostraca; Decapoda; Nephropidae. The record is from RefSeq and is a predicted model, not a curated record. The transcript has a single exon. The coding region runs from base 1 to 390 and encodes 129 amino acids.